GUAGCUGGCUCCAUUUCUCCUCCUCAGUCCGAUAAGAGCAGCUCGAGGAGCUGCAAGCCCAGCAGCACGCGCAUGAGAGCGCACAGCUUGUUUUUAAUUUGACUUUAAAAAAAAAAAUUCAUCCGAGAAUAAAAGAAAAACCAGCAGCAGCACAUUAAAGGUCCAAACUGUCGCUGUACCGAGUUUCACCUGGUUGUAAGCCACCGUUCCCACCCCCAUACACCGAGCCGGGGAGAAAACCCUGCGCAUUCCUCCACGCAGAACCCGGAGGGAGCGACCAGCAGCGGGGAAAGGUGAGCUGGAAGGGGGCCUCCUCACAAGGUGGGCCGGUGAAUUCUCCCACACUGGGGAUAGACGCGCUGUCUUGUGGUCUGGCUUUGUUGGAGGCUCGCUGUGGUUGUUGGUGAACCCUCGGUGACCAGAGGCACGCUAUGAUACCCUUGCUUUGAUGAAUAAUUUAAGCUCUCGCGGUCCAAGGCUCGCGCUGCGACAACCAUACGACCGUUGGCCGCCUGAACGGAUCCCGACGGUCAGCCACACCAGUCUGAAUUUGGAGGCUUAGCGAUAACGGAGAACUAAAGGGAAAAAAUUUGAGGUAGCUACUCGUCCGGGUGCUGCUUUGUAGCUCUGUCCUGUAGUCAUGUUGCCGAUCUGGUGGGGGAGGAGAGACCGAGCCCCCCAGCCGACCCAGUAUCUUUCCAUUUUCGGGUUUAUGUUAUGAGCUAUCCCGAACAGCAUCGCACUAUUUUUCUCCACGGAAGCACCAGCGUCGUCUGUUGCUGAAUGCUGUAUUUAAAAGGAGGACUGUCGGUUCUGCUAAAGAGAGAAAAAAACGCCUUACACAACUGAUUUAAGUAUUCUGAUUUUUCAUCUGAUCUCACAACUGUUUUUGAAUAACUUUAUGAAUAAGUGGCUACCUCCUUGUUUUGUUUUUUGUGGCAAAUCUUUCUUCCUUUUUCAUUUUUAAAUCGUUGAAUCUACCUCAAACACCACAUUAACGUGGAGAGAUAAUUAUCUUCUACACACCCCAAACGGGCUGAUGUGUCUCCAAAUGAAUACCUCAGCCUCGUCGUCGUGCAUGUUGUAAACUGAGCCCAGUUUUGGUGACGCUGCAGAUGGCUUCGUUUCCCGACUCGGACCUGCAGACGUGCCCGCUCUGCAAGGAGCUGUGCGGCUCUUCUGCUCCCAUUUCCUCCAGCUCUUCUACCUCAUCGUCUUCAUCUCACACCUCGUCUUCCUCCAGCCAAACCACCAAGAGGCUCCACGUUCUGCCGUGCCUGCACGCCUUCUGCAGGCAGUGCCUGGAGGGACAGCGCAGUCCCGGGGACCCGCUGAAGCUGCGGUGCCCCACCUGCGACCAGAAGGUGUCCAUCUCAGAGGCCGGAGUGGACUCCCUGCCUUCCUCCAAUUUCCUCUUCAGCAACCUGCUGGAUGUGGUGGUGAGCUCAGAGGAGCAGAUCCAGAACAAGAAUGGCCACCAUCACCACCACCACCACCACCACCACUCCCGGGGAGGUCUGGGUGGAGGCUCCUCUGGCUUCAGUCAUCCGUCACGUGGAAGCCUGUUGCACUCGCACCACCUGGGAGAGCCUCAGUGCAGCUCCUGCGACGAGGAGAACCUGGCCACAUCCCACUGCCUUGACUGCCAGGAGUACCUGUGUGAUAACUGCGUGCGAGCACACCAGCGGGUGCGACUCACCAAAGACCACUUCAUCGAGCGCCUGGGAGAGAACCUCCAUCUGAGCAGGGUCAACGCUAACAGCAAAGCCAGCCAGCCAGGGAUGUCAGUGUCCCUCGCCCAGUCCCUGCAGAACAAUUUCGCGCUGCUGUCCCUGUUCCAGGAUCGCAUGAGCUACUGCCAGCACCACGACAGCGAGGUGUUUCUGUUCUUCUGUGAAACCUGCACGGUGCCUAUCUGCAGAGAGUGCAGCAUGGGCCGUCACAUGGGCCACACUUUCGUUUACCUGCAAGACGCCGUUCAGGACUGCCGGGCCAUCACCAUCCAGCUGCUGGCAGAUGCACAGCAGGGACGACAGGCGGUGCAGCUAAGCAUGGACAAGGUCCAGGCCAUGUCCGAGCAGGUGGAGAUCAAGGCUAAAGUGGUGCAAACAGAAGUGAAGGCUCUUGUCCUGAGACACAAGAAAGCGCUGGAGGAGAGGGAGUGUGAGCUUCUAUGGAAGGUGGAGAAGAUCCGCCAGGUGAAGGCCAAGUCUCUGUACCUGCAGGUGGAGAAACUCCACCAGAGUCUCACCAAGCUGGACAGCACCAUUGCUGCUGUAAGCCAGGUGUUGGAUGAGGGCCACCACCUGGAUGUGUUGCUGGCGAGGGAGCGAAUGCUCACUCAGAUCCAUGAACUCAAGGCCCUCAGAGGCUUGCUGCAGCCACAAGAGGACGACCGCUUCAUGUUCACUCCUCCAGAUCAGGCUCUCUACAUUGCCAUCCAGUCCAUGGGCCUGAUUAGCAGUGGGGCUUUUGCCCCGGUGACCAAAGCCCACGGUGAGGGUCUGAAAAGUGCCCUUCGCAGUAAGCCUACUUCCUUCACUGUGGUUGGAUACGAUCACGAUGGCGAGCCACGUCUUUCAGGUGGGGACGCGUUGUCUGCAAUAGUCAUGUCGGUUACAGAUGGUAACGUGUCCACAGCUGAUGUAACGGAUCACCAGAACGGCUCGUACACCGUCGGCUACCUGCCAAAAUGUGAGGGGGAGCAUCUCCUGUCCGUGCUGGUGUGCAACCAGCACAUCCAGGGCAGCCCCUUCAAGGUGAUUGUGAAGUCUGGGCGGAGCUAUGGGUCACUCGGCACCCAAGUGUCAUCCUUUGGCUGUGAGGGCGAGGGAGACGGUCAACUUUGUCGACCCUGGGGCAUCUGUGUGGACAAGGAGGGAUACGUGGUGGUGGCUGAUCGCAGCAACAACCGUAUACAGAUAUUCAAGCCUUGCGGUGCCUUCCACCAUAAGUUUGGCUCUCUGGGUUCUCGACCUGGUCAGUUUGAUCGUCCGGCUGGGGUUGCAUGUGACUCUCAGAGGCGAAUUGUUGUGGCUGAUAAGGACAAUCACCGUGUGCAGGUGUUUACUUUCGAAGGCCAGUUCCUGCUGAAGUUUGGGGAAAAGGGUACCAAGAAUGGGCAGUUUAAUUAUCCCUGGGAUGUGGCUGUCAACUCUGAGGGUAAGAUCCUGGUCUCAGACACCCGAAACCAUCGUGUGCAGCUCUUUGCCCCUGACGGUUCUUUCCUCAACAAGUACGGGUUUGAAGGGGCCCUGUGGAAACACUUCGACUCUCCCAGAGGUGUAGCCUUUAACCACGAAGACCACCUGGUGGUGACCGACUUCAACAACCACCGCCUCUUGGUUAUUCGACCAGAUUGCCAGUCUGCUCGCUUCCUGGGCUCCGAGGGCACCGGGAACGGACAGUUUCUGCGUCCCCAGGGCGUCGCCGUGGACCAAGAGAACCGCAUCAUCGUGGCCGACUCCCGCAACCACCGAAUCCAAAUAUUCGAGCCCAACGGAAACUUCUUAUGCAAAUUCGGAUCGCAGGGGAGCAGCUUCGGACAGAUGGAUCGCCCCUCCGGUGUGGCCGUGUCGCCCGAUGGAGCCAUUGUGGUCGUUGACUUUGGAAAUAAUCGCAUCCUCAAGUUCUAAAAGGAAAGAAACGACCUUUUUUUGUAUUCUCUCCCUACCUUUGCCUUUUUUUUUCUUUUUUUUUUGCAGUUUUUCCGAUGAAGGAAACGGUGGAGAGAGAAUGGAUCGGCAGAAAGGAGGAGAGCUCAAAGAUGAUUGGGAGCAUGCUGAAAAGAAGGGAAAUUGAAACUAUAGAUUAUUUUUGUCAUUUUCAUUUCUAUUCUUUAAAAAAAAUCUGAUACCUGUGAUAUAUACAUCAAAGGGGGACCUCUAAAAAUUGAUAAUCAAUAGAAAAAGAGCCAUAUUUCCCUUCCUCUGCCUCAGCUGUUCCGAAUUCUCUGUCGGCUCUCCUUAAGGAAACAUCUCAGGGAAUUUCUCACUUGUUCAAAUCUUGUACUCUCUGCUCCGUACCUACCUCAUUUACCUUAUGAAUGUACACAGUCUCCAAGCAGAGGUUUUUGUCCGUGAAGUUUUACAAAGAAGAAAAGUCUACCUCUAUACUUUGUUAUUUAAGAGAGACAAAAAAACAAUAGACUCUACAUUUAAUAUUUGCACAGGAUUAAUAGAAUUCUUUCUGUGCAUUUGGAAAUUUGAGUAAACCUCCUGAAUGUUGUUGCUGAGACAAUACUCAGACCGCUGUAGAGGUUGCAUGAUUCGCCCUAAUUAGAAGGCUUGGCUGAGAGGAAACUCGUAGAAUAGCGUCUUUUGAUGUUUGUAGUUUUGCUUUUUUUUUGUUUUUGUUUUUGUUUCUUUUUUGUUUCUUUUUUUUUUUUGCUCUCGCAUUUAACGUUGUCUUUGUGUGGCUCUGUGGUGGUGUUAGUGUCAUGAUAGCCUAAGAAGUCUGUGUGAAGCAAUGCCAAACUUGAUAGACUUAAAAUGAGCUCAGGUCAUUAAUUAACUGUAACCUCAGGCUCUCCCUCUAGCUUUACUGGCUAAGGCUUUUAUGAUGAAUUUACUGAUGUGUAGAAAUAUAAAGUUCAGGAGGUCAGAUUUUACAUAGCCCCUCUAAUGAUAUGAAUUCUUUGAAUAAUACCCCAUAAACCCCGGCCUCACCUCUAACCCACUGACUGGAUUAGUAAUUACUACCCAGUCAGUUAAAGAGAGAGUAAUAUGCAAGGAAAGCAGCAUCCUUUGUGUGGUCUCCCAAUAGAGGACUAGAUAAAGGAUUUUAGAAUUGAAUCUUCCAAGAUCUGUACCUAAUAGAUUUGUCUGAACGUUUAAUUAAGAAAAUAAAUUAAAAUGGUUAUUUAAGUAAUCGAAUGACACCCUUAUGAUGAGGCGUGCUGUGUGACGAAAGCCUCGGAAAUGGACACCUCAUUUGGCCAUUCAGAUGACAUUAAUGACAUCAGAUUAAAGGCCUAACAUUACAAUCCUCUGCAUUCACAUUGUGGUUCAAAGCCACUUUCUUUGGCUCCAGGGGCCAAGUAUUCAGUCCUGUCCAAUGAGAGAGGACGACCUCCAAAGCCCGGCCCUACUUAUUGAUGCUUGGAGUUGAGACGCCUCCAGACUGAACGCUAGUAGAUCAAUUCCUCUAAAGAUGGAGGUCUACAGAAUAACUACUAGAGUCAACCAAAGUUAGAAAUCCUGCACAAUGGCCAACGGAAGAUUUGGCGAUUUUAAAGCAAAUCAGAAUCUCAAUUGUAAAACAUUUCUCAAAUAAUCAUUGUUGUUGAGAAGUCUAAAAGUUGAUAACACUCAUUGAAAUGAGUUGUGGGUUUUGAAGAAGAACACGUGCUUGGGUGCACAAGUACUUCCACUUCCCACUAAGACACAGGCACUGCCUGUGUGAGUGCAUUUUUAAAUUAGAUCCUUGUCAUAGAGUACAGGAGAUACUUGCACCAAAGAGAAAUUCUCCCUCCCCCCUCACAUUUAUCACCCCCAGCUCAUCAGUGCCACAGUUUUACCAUAGGCUCAAAGUAGCGUCUUUGGUCAUCCUCGCACAUAUCCAGAUUCCCAUAAAGUGAUGGAGACUCAUUUGUGGUGAAAGCACUAUGGGAAUCCCCUUGUCCUUCAAUCUACCUCUCACCACAAACACCAGACUAUUGCAGUUUUGUUAACCACUUCCUUAGCCUUGCAAAGUUCUUGAACUAUUAAAUAUUGGCUGACUGGCUCUCACCUCUGAGGUGAGGUCUGUCUGCACGUGAUCAGGAUUUCCAUCCUCUCAUCUCACAUUUCCUUUACCUCAGAACUGUUUCAUAUACCUCAACUCUUAAAAAAUACCUCAAGUUUGUCACUCGUUGCUACUGUGCAUGUAAACCUUCAAAUACCUCUACUUUUGUCAUUCAUUCUGAAUAGAUCAUGUUUACUCUUUUAUUUAUGCAUACCUCCUAGGAUAUUUAUACCUCAUUCACAUACCGCACAAUACAGUACAUGCCCCAUAGUUCUAGGACCAAAGAUCCACGGUACUGUUCAAAGUUUGAAUGAAAUGCGCUUUAUGGUCAUCGCUCCAUGCUCGUAAACCUGAACAGCCCUUGGUUUGUUGCAUCUACUGUAAAUGUCGGGGUAUGUUUAUGCUUUUUCUCACCAAGAAACCAAAUGAUUCAGACGAAAGCAUUGUGCCAAAAUGAUUUGUGAUAGUUCUGUGCCAAGCAGAGUUAAAAUUUUUUGGACCAUGCCUUUGUAGGCGACUAAUGUCACUGGACUAUUAUCAAAGAUACAAAUGUUAAAUCAGAGCACCUGAGGAUAAAUCCUCUUCCUCUGACUGGAUGCACUUAAGAGGGCUGGGCCCCGUUUACCUUUACCUCAUGAUGAUAAUGGACAUGUCCAUUCCACUUGUAAGUUGUUCUAGUGAGCCGGGGGUGAGGGCAAGAGGAAAUGUCCUCUUUUAAAGCGUUACCAUCACAUGUCCGCCUUUUUUGACUGCACAUGAAUUACCUCUUAUUUCAGCACAAUAUUGCCGCGUGGAUUUUCAGGAUGCUUGGUGUUGGCUCUUCCAGAGGAGUAGCCUCUGGGAGUAUCCUUUCAGACUGGUGGUUUAAAGCAGUGAUUCCCAACUGAGCAAAACCUGUUCCCCAAUAAAGAUCGAGUGAAGAUGAAGAAAUGUGAGGUGUAAAGUUAACAAAAAAUAAAUCUGGAAAAAGCUGCAAAAUGAUUAACUAGUAUCAAAGUGAGAAAAUGGUUGGAAAGCUUGAUGGUAGGCCAAUGGCAUGCAAUGUAGUUACAACUUUAAUCUGUUGUUUCUACACAAAUUUAAAUGAAUACUUAUAAUUUAAAUGUUAUAUGAUGUCCCUGAAAAUCACAUUUAAACUGUUCACUACCCUUGUACUAAUUUUUGUAUGAAAUAGAUUUUUUUUCCCCACUUUUUAAAAGGUGGUGGUGGUGGUGGUGGGGGGGGUAAAAUAUCUGAGGAUAUUCUGAGGAAUCAAUGGUGGAGUCACCAGAGACAGUCUUGCAUUUCAGAUUUUCAACAUCAUUUGUAUCCUUUCAAGAUGGGAUUUCCUUUAAUUUGGGUUAGAAUAUCACAGUUGUCACCUCCUUUUUAAAUCUUUGUUUUCUUGGUUUCCAUGGUGACACGUACCCACUUUCUCUGGAUAAAAUCGUAGACUGUAUACAAAAGAUAGACUUGGCUAGCAUGAUGGCAUCCACUGUUAUGUGAAUCUUGCAAAAACCACAUUUUUGAUGAGGGGCAGGUCAGAUUGUGAAUCUUACUAUUUGGCUAACGAGUAGUUAAUCAUAAAUCAUUAGCCAAUGAGCGUACCACGGAUAGGCCUCCAUUUAAAAACAUGGUAUGUACAAGAUUUAUAAAAUGGACUUUAGUAUGACUUGAGACAGGUGGCUGAGCACAAACUUAGGAGGAAAGACAAGACAGCCAUUUCCUCACAUAUUUCUGAAGGACCAGAAGCCUUUUUUAGAACUAUAGCUAUCGCCAUCUAGUGGCCUUUGGAUAGAAUGCAGGUUUAAGGCACUGACAUAUCUGCUUCGUUUUUCCAUUCAAAAGCUACGUCCAUGUUUCAUUAUACUCUGUGGUGAAAAUUCUGCUUCUGACAAAUGACUCACAAAUUUGCGCUCGGUCACAAUUCAUGUCUAUGAAUAAAAAUGUAAAAAACACAAUCGAUCAAGAAGACAAAAAUUAGCCGCUAUGUUUUUUGGGAUUUUUCUUUGACAGUUUCUGGUUUGGUGCGAGACCAGGCUGUAGUACAUGAUGGAUGAACUGUUAAAUUGUUUCCCAAAACCAUAGCCAAACAGUUGAAUAGCAGUAUGGAUAAACAAAUAAAACUGAAUGGGUAAACAAAGGAUGUAAAGGACACCUUAAACUGCUAGCUAAAAUUAUUUUUCCAAUUUUUAUAAAACAUCUGUUAUUUGACUAAAAGUACAGGUAGCAGAUAAAUUGUUAGCUAAUAGCUUGGAUUGAAUAGUUAAAAUAGCCAGAUGGAAUGUCAAAAAAAUUAAAAUGUAGUAGUAGUAAUAGUAGUAGUAAUAGCUACAGGUAGCGAAUGAAUGGCGGGAACAUCGUGAAAUAGGUUGGAAUCACUGGUUUAAACAAAUGCAUGACAGGAUUGUGGAUGUAGCUAUUAGCACAUUUAACCACUGCUGCUUUGACUACAACACCCAGUUUCAACCAGUAAAGUAGAACAUUUUUUUUCCUCUUCUUCUCAGUAUUACUCUUUGACAUGUUUGUUCAUGUUGCAUCGGGUUUUAUUUUUUAAUUAAGAUUACAGAAUUCUAUCUUUAAGAUCCUUAGGUCUUCACUCUUAAAGAGGAAAAAAAUGUAUUUUAAACCUUUUUUUUUGAUUUUUAAUUUUGUUGCAUGCUUUAAAAAGUCUAUGUAUUAUACUGAUGUCUCUUUAGAUAGAUGAUAAACUGAGAUGGAGUGGGUAGCUGAUUAUUGGGGUGGUGUUUCCAAAAUGGAUACCCAAAAAUGCGUGUGUGUUUGAGCGCGCGAGUGUGUGUUAGGAUUGCGUUGGAUGGAAUUAACCGUUGACUUUUGUGAUUGUAUUUCCUGUUUUCUAGAGGCUCUGCAAAGCACCCACUGUUUGGGUAGCCAUACUUUGAAUCCACAGAAACAACCGGCAGAGUUUUGACUGGCGUGACCCUCGACCGUUAGUAAUGAAUUUUCCUCAACUCCCUCUAAAAUGCUUUAUAUGAGCGGGCAUAUAGGAAUGCUGUCCUUUCAUGCUGAAGUGAUGUAAAAACCUUCCCUGCUCAAAUUUAAGAUGAGAAAUCCUUUUAGUAGGUGUGAGGAACAGCACAAACUAAAAUAUCGCCUCCCCUCCUCGAAUCCGAACCCGACAGCGUGCAGGGAUGGCCGCUGAGCACAUGAUCAGUCGACUGCAGCCCUGCUCUGCGUUGCUUUUUGGGUUUUUUGUUUCUUUGUGCUACCAUUUUAUUUCUGGCCUCCCACAAUUUAACAGGAGAGAACAAAGCAAAGCCAGGUGUGCGAGGUCAUAGACCUGCUUUUAAAUGAUUGUAUACGCUUAAGAAAAGAACGAGGAGGGAAAAAAGGGGUUGGGAUGUGUUUAGAAAGGAAAAAGACAAAACUCAGGUAGUUCUCAGCAGCGCUGUGCUGCAGGUGUCUCAUUGAAUCGUGUAGUGAUAAUGUAGUGACUUUUUUCUCCCCACCACCCACUGUUAUGAUCUCUGUACUAGUCUGAUUCUUUUUGUGUGUCCACUUGCAUAUAUAAAACAAAUAAUUUCUCAAUUUGAAAAUAAUGCUUUCAAUUUGUACCCUGAUUUUAUUUUUCUUUCCCCUCUGGUUCAAGUUUUGUUUUGUUUAUUUUUAUCUUUAACAAAAAGUACAACUAUUCACACCACUUGAUGCUCAUUGGCCCUUUUAGAAUGUAUUUUGUGAAGAAAAGGGUUAAAUGGCAUCUUGCUGCUCACUCGCCGGCGCCAUCUGCUGGUGGCAGAUACACGGCAGAGACCACAGAAAAUCUGUGUUACCACCGGCCGAGGUGGGAGCCGUCUCGUCCUGUCAGCUGUAUCCUGUUCUUCCAGCAGCUGGUUGUCGCGUGUCAAGUGGGCGCCAUGUGCGUGUGUCUGCGUGUUUGCGCUGCAUCUGUGUCGUCUGUGCAGAAAUCCACUGAAUGUAUCCUCCUCGCAGUCCAAGAGCUGGGGUGAGCCAGCGUGGCCAGCUGAGUUUAGAUGGGUGCUGCUGGUGCUUUCUCAUCCACGCUGCAGUGUGUGUUGUUAUCAGUUCAAUCUCAGUGUGUGUGUUUUUACACAUGUGUGCACACACAUGCACGUUGUAAUGGAUGGAAGUGCAAAUGUCAGGUCUUCAGUCUAAAUAAGGCAUCGGAGACUAUAAGAUAACGGCCACGUGCUGCUCUCUCUGCACUCUGUGGACUUUAAACAUUUCCU
Molecule: messenger RNA, 9911 nt
Organism: Pundamilia nyererei
Lineage: Eukaryota; Metazoa; Chordata; Actinopteri; Cichliformes; Cichlidae
Gene: trim71
Product: tripartite motif containing 71, E3 ubiquitin protein ligase
Exons: 7
Coding region: 1116-3635 (839 amino acids)
Biological process (GO): proteasome-mediated ubiquitin-dependent protein catabolic process; protein polyubiquitination
Molecular function (GO): protein binding; zinc ion binding; ubiquitin protein ligase activity
Source: RefSeq, a predicted model, not a curated record